Molecule: messenger RNA, 942 nt
Organism: Darwinula stevensoni
Lineage: Eukaryota; Metazoa; Arthropoda; Ostracoda; Podocopida; Darwinulidae
Source: the annotation of a GenBank genome assembly
AUGCCCUACGUAUGUGUGAGGGGUCAACUUGGUGAAGUGAAACCCGAGACAAAGGUCUUUGGUCUCCCUACAAGAGAGCUUGAUGAACUUGCCAGAUUUCUUGACAAUCAUGGUGGGAAGAUAGGACCAGAUGGAACUGCAUUUUCCAACACUCCUGUUCAAAUCCUAGAUGCUCUCCAAUUCAAAUUCAACUACAAAGUGAUAAUAAUGCCAUAUGUGGUUGUACGGGGCAAUCUUGGCAUGGCCAAUACAAAAGUGUAUGGCCUGGCAGAUCGUGAAAUUCGUGAAAUCAGCAAACAUCUCCAACCUGGGAAAUUUGGACCUUCGGGUGAUCCACAUGUUGGUGUGGAUGGUAUUACCUUCUACAACUCUCCUGUCCUGGUGAUGAAUCAACUGGAAUUUCAUUUUGGCUACAAGGUGGUGGCCGGGUCAGCCCAGGCCAUGGAAGGAAAUGAAGCCCGUGUGAGAGAACUGUUGGAGAAGGGGCAUGCUGUGAAUGGAAUUGAUGCUACUGGAUAUGCUCCCCUUCAUUAUGCAGCUCGGAAUGGGCAUGUUUCCGUGUGUCGUCUCCUAUUAGACAGUGGAGCAGAUGUGAAUCUCCCCACUCGUGCUGGGAGCACAUCUGCCCUGCUUCGAGCAGCACUGCGCGGGCACGAAUCCGUUCUCAAGCUCCUCCUGGACCAAGGUGCCGACCCAAGGCUUCGUGAUUCCGACGGAAAGACUGCUCUCCACAAAGCAGCCGAGCAGGGACAUGUUUCAAUUGUGAAGGAACUCCUCUCUCGCUGCCCAGAGCUCAGGAACAUUCCCGAUAACAAGGGAAGGUGCGCCAAGGAUUAUACACAUGAUGUACAGAUUCUCCAAUUUCUAUCCUAGGGUUAAUUUUGACUUUCUGGAUUACCUGCUUUCCUUGUUCACCCAUUCCUAAUAAACUGAAAAUGCCUG